Molecule: messenger RNA, 756 nt
Organism: Pistacia vera
Lineage: Eukaryota; Viridiplantae; Streptophyta; Magnoliopsida; Sapindales; Anacardiaceae
Product: aquaporin PIP2-7-like
Biological process (GO): transmembrane transport
Cellular component (GO): plasma membrane
Molecular function (GO): water channel activity
Source: RefSeq, a predicted model, not a curated record
UUAAAAAGAGUGAGCUUAGAGCAAGACGCACAUACAGAUACACCUCCUAAGAGAAAGAAGAAAGCUUCCUACAGUUCUUCCUUCUGUAGAGAUUACCUAGAAACCAGAAAAUAAUAAAAGAGAAAAAUGUCUAAGGAAGUCAGUGAAGAAGGCCAAACUCACCAUCGAAAGGACUAUGUGAAUCCACCACCAGCUCCUCUCCUUGACCUUGGUGAGAUCAAGCUCUGGUCUUUCUACAGAGCUCUUAUAGCUGAGUUUGUCGCCACUCUCCUCUUCCUUUACGUUACCGUUGCCACCGUUAUCGGCCACAAGAAACAACAUGACGCAUGUGAUGGAGUUGGCCUUUUGGGUAUUGCAUGGGCCUUUGGUGGCAUGAUCUUCGUUCUUGUUUACUGCACUGCUGGUAUUUCUGGUGGUCACAUUAACCCUGCAGUUACAUUUGGGUUGUUCUUGGCCAGGAAGGUGUCUCUAAUCAGGGCUUUGGCCUACAUAAUCGCUCAGUGUUUGGGAGCCAUUUGCGGUGUUGGGUUGGUGAAGGCUUUCAUGAAGCAUGAAUACAACUCUCUUGGCGGCGGUGCAAACACCGUAGCUCCCGGCUACAGCAAGGGCACGGCUUUGGGUGCUGAAAUUAUUGGCACCUGGCUUGUCUACACUGUCUUCUCCGCCACUGACCCCAAGAGAAGCGCCUGUGACUCUCACGUUCCUGUUUUGGCCCCACUCCCAAUAGGGUUUACGAGAUGAAAAUAGAACGGGGAG